AACCUGAACCUUAUUCUAAUUUAAGUUGGAAUAGAUAAUAAAUAGUAUAAAACCAAUAAAAUAAAUAAAAAUAUUACAACCAACUUAAUUUAUAAGAAACUAUUUUGUUAAAGAAAUUAAAAGAGAUUAUGAACUAUGAAUGAUUAUGGAUGGGAUAAUUCGUUGAAAUGGGAUUAUUAGUUGAAAAAAGAUGCGAGGAAGAGAGAGAAAGGAAGGAAGGAUGGAUAGAGAGAGAGAGCGCAAAAAAGGCUAAAACUAAGAAGAGAAGAAAUCUUCACGCAAAAAUUUCUCUCCCCCGCCCUUGAUUUCUUCUUUUCUAAGUCUAUAUUUCACUUCAAAUAACGUUCUUUCCUAUUAUUAUUCCUGUUUGAAAGAAAAAAAAGUUUGAUUCCUUUUCAAGUAGUUCGAUCAUAGCCAUCUAAAUUCUGGCCCAAAUGGUAUUCAUUAAUAUUUUUUUCAAAUUUUAUUGAAGAAUUUGAAAAAAAAAAAAAGAGAGGAUUUUUUUUCAAUUUUACCAUGAAUCUGGAGAUGGGGUCAAGCAAACGCGUGACUUCUUCUCAACGAAUGCACAGGUCGAUAGAAGAUCUUCGUAAGAGACAUAGGCAAGAAUUAGAAAAUUUGACAUUGACAACACGGCCUUUUAAAACAUUAAGGCUUUUCAUUCUGGCUAUCUUUGAAUAUUUCAAGCAAUCAAUAUUUUAUCUUUUUGCAAAGGGCGGUUGGCUUUUGCUUUUAAACACUCUAAUAGCAACUCUUGGAAUUUUGCUUGUGACCAUUGAAGGUCCUCAUGAAAAGCAUGUUGAGGAAGCUUCUCGGUAUGUUCGGUUUGGAUUAUGGUGGAUUGUACUUGGAGUUGCAUCAUCAAUUGGUCUUGGAUCUGGUUUGCACACUUUUGUUCUUUAUUUGGGUCCUCAUAUUGCCUUCUUUACAAUAAAAGCUAUGCAAUGUGGACGAACAGACCUGAAAAGUGCUCCUUAUGAUACGAUACAAUUGAAGAGCGGUCCUUCAUGGCUGGACAAAUCUUGCGGAGAGUUUGGGCCCCCAUUGUUUUCAUCAUCACAGGGGUCAAGGGUUCCCAUCAGCAGCAUAUUACUACAGGUGCAAAUGGAAGCUACCUUAUGGGGUCUUGGGACUGCACUUGGGGAGCUUCCUCCUUACUUCAUCUCAAGGGCAGCUAGUCUAUCAGGCGGUAAAUUUAAUGCUAUGGAAGAAUUGGAUGCUUCCUCAAGUAAGGAUAAUGGAGUCAUAGCUACCCGCCUGAACCAGAUCAAACGUUGGUUGUUAUCCCAUUCCCAACACAUGAACUUCUUCACCAUUUUAAUGCUUGCCUCGGUUAGUUAUAAUUCACUUUUUUCAUUUCAUAGCCCAAUUUUUGAACAAAGCAAAAUAUUGAUGCUUCUUUUGACGUUUUGUUUUAAGUGCAUCUUAGUUUGUCUUUGUUAUCCCUGUGUUUUCUUUUUUUGCAUGUGCGUGAAAAAGUGCAAACCUAUACCUCUGCGGUCAUGCCCACACUUUUGGAAUGUUUACUAAGAUUUAUAUAUUAAGAGCCGUAUAAACUAUUAAAACCAAAUAAAUCAAAUUAUAUUGUCAAGACGUAAUUAAUCGGUCGGUUUUGAAUUUCUAUCUCUAUUUUUUUUUGUCAUUUUUCUUUUAAGAUUUAUUACUCAAAAAUAGAAGAAUACUAUUUUAAUUGAUAAAUUAUAAAAUUAUAAGAUUUGUCAAUUAUACAAAUAUUGAUUGAAUUCUUUUAUUGUUUCAUUAUUUAUUUAUUUAUAAAAUAAAUAUUACACAAAUAAUAUCAAACUUAAUUCGUUUAUCAUUUGAAGAAUAAUAUAAGUAGAGAUUAUACUAGUUAUCUCCAAAUUUCUGUUGAAGUACUAUAUAUCGUUCUUAACUAGUGUACCAGAAAAUAGAAACUACAUAGUUAAAAGCAAAGGAUUACACUUGUUUUUGGUUAGCAAAGUAAACCUUAAUUUUUUAUAAUCGUUAAGCUAAUUAAUCAUGUGUUAAUAGAUAGAAGAAAUGGGAGAAAAUGUGUAUUAUAUUUUAACUGGGGACAUGUUUACAUAGUAUAAAAGACGAAAGAAAUAAAAGAAAUCAAAUUAGUUCGUAUCCUAGAAUUAAGCUUUAUAGCAUGCCAACUAUCUUUGCCUAAGAAUCUGUAGCACUGCCCCCCAAACUGACGCAUAAUUGUUUAUAUACCUAGCUUGGUACAUAGGUGAUUCUUAUUUUGUCUUUGUGAAUAAAUCAACAAGUUGACCCCUUAUUUUACAUAUCCAGUGAAGAUUGUGUUGUCUAAAAUUUUCUCAUGAAUGAAGUGAAAAUAAACCUCAAUAGGUUUGAUUGUUUCGUGAUAGACAUGAUUUGAGGCGAUGUAAAGAGUAAUUUGAUUAUUGCAUCAAAGUUUUACUAGUUUAUGAA
Molecule: messenger RNA, 2421 nt
Organism: Gossypium arboreum
Lineage: Eukaryota; Viridiplantae; Streptophyta; Magnoliopsida; Malvales; Malvaceae
Product: vacuole membrane protein KMS1-like
Exons: 5
Coding region: 517-1530 (337 amino acids)
Source: RefSeq, a predicted model, not a curated record